AUGGCUUCUCCACCAGUGGCAGAAGAGGGGAACGAUAACUUGGGGCCGGAAAUAGCGAUGCAGAGGACACGAUGGGCCACCCGGAAGAUGACGGUGAAGAGUGGGACGAAGAAGCGUCUAUCACUGAUAGGCAGGAAACAACACAACCGGACCGCGUCGGAAAAGAAGAGGGCAUCUGGAGGAGCAGGUUCGCUACAGCAGCCCGAGGAGGCUGUCCCAGAAGAAGAAGAAGAGGUCGAUACCCAGAGCGAGAGUGCGCACGACGAGGGCGGCCCUGCUCCAAGACAACUUUAUUUUGGCCAGCCGUUGCCACGCGAACUCCAAGACGAAGAAGGCAAGCCGGCUCGACAGUUUACGAGAAACAAGAUCCGAACGGCCAAGUACACGCCAUUAUCCUUUAUUCCUAAAAACCUUUUCUUUCAAUUUCACAAUGUCGCCAACAUAUUCUUCUUGUUCAUAGUGAUUCUAGUUAUUUUCCCUAUUUUUGGUGGUGUUAAUCCUGGACUAAACGCCGUACCCCUAAUUUUUAUUAUCUGCGUUACCGCAGUCAAGGACGCCAUCGAAGAUUACCGACGGACGAUCCUGGAUAAUGAGCUCAACAAUGCCCCCGUUCAUCGGUUACUCGGGGUCGAGAAUGUGAAUGUGGAGGAGGACAACGUUUCUCUUUGGCGGAGGAUAAAGAAGGCAACUUCGCGGUUCUUUGGAGCUCUCUGGCGUGCCAUCGAGGGGUUAUGGAAGAAGGACGAACACGCUGCCGAGGAGAAGUCGAAGUCGGUCGAUCCGCGCAUGUCGAUUGAGACCAGGACGACACCCUGGGAGGCGGUCGCAUCACCCAUGUCACGAAACUCGUUUGUCUCGGCUCGAGAAGAAAUUCAAAUGACGCCAGUACCAUCGCCGUUGCCACGAAAUCAUGAAGAGGCUCCCAGCACCUCCACCGCCGUGGAAAAUGAGGGCCUUCUUCUCCAAGCGCUCAAGGGUGAUAUGAUAAACCCAGACGUUCCGAUCUCUGGUAAGGCCAGGUUUCACAGGGAUGCUUGGAAGAGCUUGGUUGUGGGCGAUUUUGUCCGUAUCUACAACGACGACGAACUUCCGGCCGAUAUCAUCAUUCUCGCGACUUCGGAUCCCGAUGGUGCAUGCUACGUCGAAACCAAGAACCUGGAUGGUGAAACCAACUUGAAAGUUCGGUCCGCCCUUCGAUGUGGUCGUACUCUGAAGCAUGCCCGUGAUUGCGAACGAGCUCGGUUCGUGAUUGAAAGCGAGCCGCCUCAGGCAAAUCUCUACAAGUACAAUGGUGCGAUCAAGUGGCAGCAAAAGGUCCCCUGGGAUCCAAAAGGGGAGCCCAGGGAGAUGUCGGAACCUAUCAGCAUCGACAACAUGCUUCUCCGCGGAUGCAAUCUGCGCAAUACUGAGUGGGCUCUCGGCAUCGUUGUCUUCACCGGCCACGACACCAAGAUCAUGAUGAAUGCAGGUAUCACGCCCAGUAAGCGGGCCCGCAUCGCUCGCGAGCUGAACUUCAACGUCAUCUGCAAUCUGGGUAUUCUCGUGGCGAUCUGCUUGGUGGCUGCUUUUGUGAACGGUGUUACCUGGGCCAAGGACGAUGCUUCGCUCGCUUGGUUUGAAUAUGGCUCCAUCGGCUCAACGCCGGAACUGACGGGGUUCAUCACAUUCUGGGCUGCUGUCAUCGUCUUCCAGAACUUGAUUCCGAUUUCCCUGUACAUUUCGCUCGAAAUUGUACGGACGCUACAGGCCUACUUCAUCUACAGCGACAUGGGAAUGUACUAUGAUAAGAUCGAUCAGCCUUGUAUCCCCAAGUCCUGGAAUAUCUCUGAUGACGUCGGUCAAAUUGAAUACAUUUUCUCGGACAAGACAGGCACACUCACGCAAAACGUCAUGGAGUUCAAGAAAGCCACGAUCAACGGUCAACCUUACGGCGAGGCCUACACGGAGGCACAGGCCGGCAUGAACAAGCGUAUGGGCAUCGACGUUGAGAACGAGGCGAAGGUGAUCCGGGCCGAGAUCGCCGCAGCCAAGGUGAGGGCCCUGGAAGGCCUUCGUUCGCUCCAUGAGAACCCGUACCUGCAUGACGAGGACUUGACCUUCAUUGCCCCUGAUUUUGUGGAGGAUCUCGCUGGUAAGAACGGCAGGGAACAGCAAGAGGCAAACGCGCAUUUCAUGCUGGCCCUUGCUCUCUGUCACACAGUGAUCGCGGAGAAGGUUCCCGGCAACCCUCCUAAGAUGGAAUUCAAGGCUCAAUCUCCAGAUGAGGCUGCCCUGGUGGCAACCGCCCGCGAUAUGGGUUUCACAGUCCUCGGCUCCGCCAACGAUGGGAUCAACGUCAACGUCAUGGGCGAGGACAGGCAUUACCCGGUUCUCAACACCAUCGAAUUCAACUCUAGCAGAAAGAGGAUGAGCGCAAUCGUGAGGAUGCCCGACGGCAAGAUCAUCUUGUUCUGCAAGGGUGCCGACAGCAUCAUUUACUCGCGUCUCAAGAAAGGAGAACAGCAGGAACUUCGCAAGGAAACCGCCAAACAUCUCGAGAUGUUCGCCAUCGAGGGUCUCCGUACUUUGUGCAUUGCACAAAAGGAGCUCUCCGAGGAAGAAUACCGCGAGUGGCGAAAGGAGCACGACCUUGCCGCCACCGCGCUGGAAAACCGCGAGGACAGGCUCGAGGAGGUUGCUGAUAAGAUUGAGCGUGACUUGACCCUGCUGGGCGGCACGGCUAUUGAAGACAGACUUCAGGACGGUGUCCCUGACACCAUCGCUCUUCUCGGCGAUGCCGGCAUCAAGCUCUGGGUCCUGACUGGCGACAAGGUCGAAACGGCCAUCAACAUCGGUUUCUCUUGCAACCUCUUGCACAACGACAUGGACCUUCUUCGCAUCCAGGUUAACGAGGAUGAAAGUGGCAUGUCUUCGGAAGAGGAUUAUCUGGCGCACGCUGAAGAACAACUCGACAACGGUUUGGCCAAGUUUCAGAUGACUGGCAGUGACGAAGAGCUUAAGAUGGCUAAGAAGGACCACGAACCCCCGGCCGCUACUCACGGUCUCGUCAUCGACGGUUUCACCCUCCGCUGGGUGCUCAGCGAUGCUCUGAAGCAGAAGUUCUUGCUCUUGUGCAAGCAGUGCAAGUCAGUUCUCUGCUGCCGUGUCAGUCCCGCCCAAAAAGCCGCCGUGGUUGCCAUGGUCAAGAAUGGUCUCGAUGUCAUGACCCUGUCGAUUGGUGAUGGUGCCAACGAUGUGGCCAUGAUCCAGGAAGCCGACGUUGGUGUCGGUAUUGCUGGUGUCGAAGGUCGUCAAGCCGUCAUGUCUUCGGAUUAUGCCAUUGGACAGUUCCGCUUCUUGCAGAGGCUUGUUCUUGUUCACGGUCGAUGGUCCUACCGGCGCUUGGCAGAGUCGAUUAGCAACUUCUUCUACAAGAACAUGAUUUGGACCUUUGCCAUUUUCUGGUUCCAAAUCUACUGCAACUUCGACAUCGCUUACAUCUACGAGUAUACCUAUAUCCUAAUGUUCAACCUCUUCUUCACCUCGGUGCCGGUCAUCCUCAUGGGUGUGUUGGACCAGGAUGUGUCGGACACUGUGUCGUUGGUGGUGCCCCAGCUCUAUCGACGUGGCAUUGAGCGCAAGGAAUGGACACAGACCAAGUUCUGGGCAUAUAUGGCUGAUGGUGUCUACCAGUCCGCCGCUUGUUUCUUCAUCCCAUUCGUGUUCGUCACCUUGACGGCCACAGCAGCCGGCAACGGACUGGACAUCGCAGAGCGCACACGUCUUGGGUGCUACAUUGCCCACCCGGCCGUCUUCACGAUCAAUGCCUACAUUCUCAUCAACACCUACCGAUGGGAUUGGCUGACAUUGCUCGCCAUAGUAAUCAGCGACAUCUUCAUCUUCUUCUGGACUGGAGUGUACACGGCUAGUACCUACGCUGUCACGUUCUACCAAGCCGCCCCCCAGGUUUACCAGGAGUUGACCUUUUGGAUGUGUUUCAUUGUCACGCCGGCUAUUUGCUUGCUUCCGCGUCUCGUGGUCAAAUGCAUUCAGAAGCAGACGUUCCCUUACGAUGUGGACAUCAUUCGGGAGCAGGCCAAGCAGGGCUUGUUCGAUGAUCCGCAGGCUGUUGCCGCUGCAGCUGCCGCGUCCGAGGGUCUCGAGGGUACCUCUACGGGCUCUUCAGCCUCUUCGGGCAAGAUGUCGGGCAGAAGCCGCAAGUCUAAGCACGCUCAAUAUGCGAGCGUGGACGAAGACAGGCGGCCUAUCUAUCCUCCCUCCAUCGCAGCCACGCACAACACACGCGCACAGAACGGCAGCGAUGGCACCAACUACAUCAUGCAAAACCGGCAGUCCAUGGAUCUCCCUGAGGCCGAGCCGGUUGACAGCAUUCAAAGAGAAAUUACCGGACCUGGCCGGCCCUCGAUAGACCGUGCCAGGCCGUCGUAUGACCGAGUGAGGCGAUCCAUAGAUCGGGUCCGUCCCAGCUUCGAGGCCAGUAACGACUUCACCUCGGCGGCGCGGCUCAGUAGGAUUGAGUCGAGCCAUUCGGCUCAAGGACUGCCGGGGCAGCGGAGGUUCAACCUGACCACGGUCAGGAAACGGGGGUUAUCGGCAUUCUCCAAGCAAAGCAUUGAAUGA
Molecule: messenger RNA, 4620 nt
Organism: Podospora anserina S mat+
Lineage: Eukaryota; Fungi; Ascomycota; Sordariomycetes; Sordariales; Podosporaceae
Exons: 3
Coding region: 1-4620 (1539 amino acids)
Biological process (GO): phospholipid translocation
Cellular component (GO): plasma membrane
Molecular function (GO): ATP hydrolysis activity; ATPase-coupled intramembrane lipid carrier activity; ATP binding
Source: RefSeq, a predicted model, not a curated record